Molecule: messenger RNA, 1035 nt
Organism: Menidia menidia (Atlantic silverside)
Lineage: Eukaryota; Metazoa; Chordata; Actinopteri; Atheriniformes; Atherinopsidae
Source: the annotation of a GenBank genome assembly
UUGUUCAUCUGCCUUGACUUUUCUUUUAGUCUCUUCAAGGCUGACGAAACUCUACCCAAACAAAUCAUCAAAGGGAAGUUUGUAGCCAGAAGGAUCUGCAGUGGUAUAGUUUAUUAUUACACUCCGAUCACAGCUGCUGGGAACCAGACAGUGUACCCUGCCAAAGACUCUCAGCCCCCUGCAACUCUUUGCCCUGUGCCAUCCAUUUCCGCCUCAGCUAGGCCUGUCAGCGACUCUGCAGAUAGGUCUUCUUCUCCCUUGCUCUCAGAAACACCUCAACAAACGGCUGUGCCUUUUCAAAAGCAGUCAUGUUGUGCCUCCGCUACCCGUCCACUUCUCCUCUUCUUCUCCUGGCUCGGGGCCCAGCCGGGGGCUUUUUCCAAGUACAGAGAUCUCUACCUGGACCAUGGCAUGGAUGUCCUCCUGGUCCAGAGCAGCGUUAUGCACUUCCUGUGGCCCAGAUGGGGACUCAACUAUGGGCUGAAGGUUUUGGACAUCCUGCAGGAGCCUCCAUUCUCAGGGAGAGCCAUCCUGGUCCACGCCUCCUCCAUCGGUGGCUACACUUUUACACAGGUGCUCACCCACAUUGCCCAGGAACCGAAAAAAUACGCCACUUUGUCAAAAAGGGUCGUAGGACACAUCUACGACAGCCUUGUGGUCGGCUCGCUGGAUCACAUGGCAACAGGCCUUGGCAAGACUCUUGUACCACGUUUAGAAGGCUUCAUCAAAAACACCGCCAUGCUCUACUUCUGGCUUUUCAAAUCCCACACAGCUGACAUCUAUGAGAAUGGGAUCCAAGUGUUUUACAACAGCCCAAUUACCUCUCCAGCCCUCUUCUUCUUCUGUGAAAACGACGCCAUGUGCAACCUGACUGUCAUGGAAAAGCUGAUUGACCACUGGAGGCGGAGGGGCGUGAAUGUGGACAUCAGGAAGUGGAAGGAGUCCACACAUGCAGCCCACCUGCGAUGCCACCCAGAAGAGUACCUCUUUGCACUGCAACGCUUCUUGAACUCGCUGCACACUUCCCCCCUGUGA